Molecule: messenger RNA, 909 nt
Organism: Heterobilharzia americana
Lineage: Eukaryota; Metazoa; Platyhelminthes; Trematoda; Strigeidida; Schistosomatidae
Source: the annotation of a GenBank genome assembly
AUGAAACAUUUUAUUUUCGUUCUUUCAAACACACUACUCUGGGACUACAGAGAUAAGACUACCUAUUAUGUAGUGAACCACAGGAUUAUAAUAUUAAAUCCAAACAUCACAACUGGCGGCUUGUCGGCUCUGUCAAUAAUGCGAUGGUUGUUCUCUAAGCGUUCUGGUUCCCAAAAGGCUUUGGUAGAAAAUAAAAGAUCGAAUAUAAACUUUAAACGACCUUUACGAGAGGGUGCAGAUAUUCAAAAGUCAAGGCUGGUUCAACAACGUCGUAGAUCAAGCAUAUAUAAUAAGUUGGAUAUAUAUCGUUUAUAUUCAAAUGAACUCUUAUCAAAUUCUACAGAAAAGUUAAAACACAAAGAUUCACCAAAAUACCCAGAUGGACUGCCGAUUGCUUUUUGUCCAACUUGUCACACCAAUGUAGUUCCAGUGUUCGAAAAGGAUGCUUGCCAGAACCAAAGGGCCGUGUAUGAUGAGACUGAAGACCAAAAACUUGAAGAAUCAAAUGAAUAUGCAGUUUAUGCUAUUUAUGAGCCGGUUUAUGAGAAUAGCUUGCUUUCCAUUGAUACUGACAUGGAGUAUGGAGCAGAUGAAUGUGCAGAGGUCAACCCCGUUAGUAACCUUGAAACACCACUAUACCUCUUACCAACAGAACCGUUAGCAUUUAGUACAACUAAUCGUAAAGCUUUUGACAUGGAUGAUAGCCAAACAGUUUACGAUGAAGUGGCCUCAGAUAGUGAAGACGAUUCAUGGGAUUCACUUUCAUUAAGAUACUAUGAUGCUCAACGCCCGUCUGUUCUGGAGAAGCACAACAACAAAGCAUUCCGUAAACGUGGUGCUUAUCCUGAAUCUGAUUCUUAUCAACAAAUGAAAAGGAUCAGACGGGAGGUGUUCGUUUGUGAAGAAUGA